AUGCCACCGACUGCCAAACGGACGGCGGCCCGACGACAUCUUUUGAUCAGGGCUGUCCAGGCCUAUCAGCCUAGAAUGGCAGCCUAUUCUCCGGAGGAGCUGACAAAGCACCCCGCCGAGGAUGAGGACGCGGAAGCGGGCGACCUGCCCUCCGCCCCUCGAGAUGACCUUCCCGUGAAAGAUGAGAUUGUGGCGGAGAAAAGCGGCGGGCCUGCCAAGGAUCAAGCAUGCGACCAGGACUCUGUCGGGGCCGCCGAAUUGUCGGGGCAAGAGAUGGACAGCGAGUCGCAUGUGAGCGAGAUCAGCGAUUGCCUCUCAGAUUUUGACAGUCCCUCCAGAAAAACCGAAGGAAACUUAGGCACGGCGCCUCUGAACGGUGGCUCCAAAACGCCGCCCAUCGGUAUGGACACUUUGGAACAUAUGAAGGCCAUCUACUCCAGCUUCCUAACUAGUCCUCUGUGGGCACCGCUGAACUUUAAUACCAAACCGAUACAGGUGCCGUCGUCUGCUUCCGCGGAGAAACCCGCUCGCAGCAACAGCACCAGUAGCAGUAGUAGCUGUAGCAGCAGCAGCUACGACUGGCAUCAAUCCGCGGUAGCGAAAACUCUUCAACAAAAUCCUCCCCAGAGUCGUCAUACCGCGCAAUCUGAGCCCAACCUCUUCAGCACAGUCCAGCUCCACAGGCAAAACCCAAAGCUGUUCGGCUCCAUUUUCACCGGGGCUAGCAAAUUCCGCUGCAAGGGCUGCAGCGCCGCUUACGACACGCUGGUAGAACUUACGGUUCACAUGAACGAUACGGGCCACUACCGAGACGAUAACCAAGAUAAGACCGGAAGCGGAGCAAAGCGCUGGUCCAAACCCCGCAAACGUUCUCUUCUGGAAAUGGAGGGUAAAGAAGACGCUCAGAAAGUUUUGAAGUGCAUGUAUUGCGGUCACUCCUUUGAAUCUCUGCAGGACCUUAGCGUCCACAUGAUCAAGACCAAACACUACCAGAAAGUGCCUCUGAAGGAGCCGGUAGCCCCUGUAGCGACUAAGAUGAUGUCUUCUAAAAAACGAGGACUGCUGGGGCUAGAGAUCGCCACUUCACCACGUUCUAGAGAAGGAACCCCAAAAGCUAAGCACUCGCAUUCAGACUUGAGUGAACUUUCGCAAAAACGUUCCUCCAGCCCCUACACGGCUCCCGCUAACCGAUACGCCCACCAGAACGGCGGUAGUUACGCUUGCCAGUUUGAAUCCAACAAAUUCCAGAUCCUCAAAUGUAUGGAAUGUGGGAGUUCACACAAUACGUUGCAAGAACUGAGGACCCACAUGAUGGUGACCGGGCACUUUCUGAGGGUGACGAACUCUGUAGGAAAGAGAGCCAAAACGCUUCCCGAGGCCACCUCCCCCAACCCCGGGAGAGUCUCCACACCUACGGAGCCGAGAGUUCAAUCCGUCCCACUGGCACCCUCUACGUUCUCUCCUCCGCCUGUUCAAACCACUUCAACUUCCCCUGCCGGCUCUCCUCCUCUCAAAGAGAUCAAAAGGGAGGAGGUUGAGGAAGAGUGUACGAAACAAGAGGACCUAGGAAAUGAAAAACAAACGCUAAUUUCAGUCAGAAAGGAGGAAGAUCUCGAGAGGGAGGAAAAGUUUGAUGUCUCAAAGUAUAACUACCUGACUGAAGAGGACCUGAAGGAGGGUCCUAAAGGAGGCUUGGAUAUUCUGAAAUCACUGGAAAACACUGUGACAUCCGCUAUCAACAAGGCUCAGAGUGGAAAUCCCAGUUGGGGGGGCUACCCUAGCAUUCACGCUGCUUACCAGUUCCCCGGUGCCAUCAAGCUACAACAAGGAAACGUUGAAAAGAACUCCCCGAUGAAAUUCAUGUUUAACGGCGGCGAUGGAGCGUUGUCAUCCAUCGCUAGCAACCAGCCUCUAAUCAGCCCACCUCUUACCCAGUCUUCCCCCUUUCCUAGCAACAACUUCCAGGCCAUGGAGGAUUUAGUGAAAAAAGUGACUGAGAAAGUAGCGAAAGUGGAACAAAGGGUGAAGCGCUUGUCUCCCAAAAGGGAAAGCCGUCUUUCCCCCUGCAAAAGCGAGGCUGGUGAAUCGCACAAGGGCGGGGAGGCUGUCUCACCUCGGGAAUUGAGGGCAGUCACCCCAGCAAAUAGCGACAGGGGAGCGUCCCCGGCAACUGAAACCAAGAGAGAGUCUGCAGUCAAAUCCCCGCAUGCCUCCAAUUUAACAUGCAGCACCGCCAUCAUCACUGGCCACACUCCUCCGGAGCAGCCCUUUGUCAAUCCUCUAAGUGCUCUUCAGUCGGUAAUGAGCAUUCAUUUGGGGAAAGCGGCCAAACCCUCGUUGCCAAACCAAGAUCCCCUGAGUCUUCUCUCUAGGUUCAGUCAAAGCAUGGCUGAAAGGGCCGCCGUCGCCGCUCCUCCUCCACAGCCCAAGAAGCCCGAAACCGUAGUCGACGAUACUUUCUGCCAGUCCGCUGACGACCAGCCUAUGGACCUGACCAAAGGAAAGGGCGAGAAAGGAAUACCCGUCGCAUCGGCUCCCUUAACCCCCUCAUCCACCGCCUCCUCCAUCUCACCCUCCUCUCUCGUCACCCCUGCUCAGCUAACAGUGGUUUCUCCCUACAUAUCCAACAGCCCUUUGCAUGAGAACGCCUUGUCUGAUAUCUCGGACAUGCUGAGGAACCUGACCCAAUCCCAGCCCGCCCCGAAACCGGCCUCUCGGUCACGGGUUGCCGAUAAAGUCGAGGGGCUAGUCUCGACAUGCGGCGACGACGACGACGGGGCCCUGCACGGUCACAAACGCAAGGGUCGACACUCCAGCUGGAACCCUCAGCAUCUCCUCCUCCUGCAGGCGCAGUUCGCGUCCACUUUGAGACAAACCUCCGAGGGGAAAUACGUCAUCAACGAUCUCAGCCCGCAGGAGCGAAUGCACGUAUCUCGUUUUACGGGUCUCUCGAUGACGACCAUUAGCCACUGGCUGGCUAACGUCAAGUACCAGCUAAGAAGAACUGGGAGAACCAAGUUCCUCAAGAACCUGGACUCCGGUCAGCCUAUAUUCUUCUGUAGUGACUGUGCCUCACAGAUCCGAACCCCGGCAGCAUACGUCGGUCACCUGGAAGCUCACCUGGGCUUUAGAAUCAGGGACUUGGCCAAGCUCUCACCAAAACAGACUGUCAGGGACUCCCACGCUCUCGCCGAGAAGCAAACGCCCCUGGAGUCCUACGUGUCGGCGCAAGACGACUGCGGCGGUAACGGUUCCGUGUACCGCUGCCAGCUUUGCGUCCGUAAGUUCGCCACUAAGCACGCCAUCAAACUGCACCUCAGCAAGAGUCACGGGAAGUCUCCGGAGGAUCACUUGCUGUACGUGUGCGAACUCGAGAAACACUAG
Nerophis lumbriciformis (worm pipefish) is the source of this 3384-nucleotide messenger RNA. Lineage: Eukaryota; Metazoa; Chordata; Actinopteri; Syngnathiformes; Syngnathidae. The record is from RefSeq and is a predicted model, not a curated record.